CCCGAACGGCCGCCGCGCGCCACAGCGGGUUUCUCCCCUACCCAUUCUCCGCUCGCCGGUGGUGUCCAAGAAUGAGCUAGCGGUCCUGCAGUACAGUACCCUGCCAGCCAGCCUCUCAUCCCGCUCGUGAUUCUCAAGGUCGCCGUCUCGGUCACCUGCCACACGCGAGGUGCUCGACGUUAUGGCGCUGCAGCCGGAGCGAGCCAACAACCAGCGGGGGCCAUCAAGCUCCAGCCUGCCAGAGGAGCCACAGACUGUCCUGCGACCGCGACCGCGACCGCGACCCAAAGACGGCCGCCCCCUUCAACCCCGCCGUGGCAUGGAAACGCAAACGGAGCAGAAGUCCACGGCUAGCUGCACAUCUGCGCAGCCCUGCCUGCUGCCAACCCCCGUUGACCUCCUACGCGCAAGCUGACAUCGGCUUCGGAUCUCCCGCGACUCACGCGCUGAUCGACACGGCAGGAGAAUCAGAGGAGCGAUCACUUUCAACAAAAUCAGAGGAGCGAGAUGGGAUCGACCUCGACGACAUGCAGCGUGCGCGGCCGCACGGCGAGCACGGCUCCUGUUCCAACUCAAGAUGCCAUGCCGAGACGUCACGUUCGUCCGCAUCUCUGCCCAACUCAAUCCAUUGCUUCGUUGACACUCGCGCGCGCGACGUACGCCCGCCCCGCCCUCCUCUGCAGCUGGCCACAGGCGAGAAACGUACAAGCAAGCCAGCAAGAAUAAUCACAGUGUGAAGGAGGCACAAGUCAAACCCAGAUCAAUCAGGCUUCAGGCACCAGUACUAAAUUGUUCGGACGUCAAAGAAAGUCAAUCGUGGACCAAUGAUGCAACCAUUGCACCAGCCGCAAGUCAUUGUCCUCAUGUCGCCGAACGGACGGCUUGGGCAACUGCUCUGUGCAGUGGAGCAUAUAGACAUCCCCUCUUCACCAUAGCAGCACCCUGGAAGCUCACACUUCCUUCUAGCUCGCACAACUACAUGAUACCAUCUUAGCAGUAGCAAUGGCUAUCAAGCAGAGCAACAGCUUCUCUCCGCGUGUUCAUGCUGGUCUAUCCCUGCUCUUCUGCAUCCUGCUUGCACCUGUAAGUUUAGCCACACCAGCCACAGCUCCUGCUGCUCUCUUGGAAGUGAAGUCCGGCCUCACUGACCCUGAAGGCGUCCUCUCCGGCUGGUCACUGGAGGCCGACGUGUGCUCAUGGCACGGCAUUACAUGCCUGCCCGGGGAGGUGGGCAUUGUGACAGGCCUCAACCUGUCCGGGUACGGCCUGUCAGGCGUGAUACCGCCGGCGAUCAGUGGCCUCGUCUCCGUCGAGUCCAUUGACUUGUCCUCCAAUUCCCUCACCGGGCCGAUCCCGCCGGAGCUUGGCGUGCUGGAGAACCUGAGGACGCUGCUCCUCUUCUCCAACUCCCUCACCGGCACCAUCCCGCCGGAGCUCGGUCUUCUCAAGAACCUCAAGGUGCUCAGGAUCGGCGACAACAGGCUGCACGGCGAGAUCCCGCCGCAACUGGGCGACUGCUCGGAGCUGGAGACGCUCGGCCUGGCCUACUGCCAGCUGAAUGGCACCAUUCCUGCUGAGCUUGGCAACCUGAAGCAGCUGCAGAAGCUGGCCCUGGACAACAACACCCUCACCGGCGGCAUCCCGGAGCAGCUUGCUGGCUGCGUAAGCUUGCGCUUUCUGUCAGUGUCUGAUAACAUGCUGCAAGGCAACAUUCCUUCGUUUCUUGGGAGCUUCAGUGAUCUCCAGUCUCUUAAUUUAGCAAACAAUCAGUUUUCCGGUGAGAUUCCGGUGGAGAUCGGCAACCUUUCCAGCUUGACAUACCUCAACCUGCUCGGCAACAGCCUGACCGGCGCCAUUCCGGCAGAACUGAACCGGCUGGGCCAGCUGCAGGUUCUGGACUUAUCCAUGAACAACAUUUCUGGAAAGGUCAGCAUCUCUCCAGCACAACUGAAGAACCUGAAGUACCUUGUGCUGUCUGGCAAUCUCCUUGAUGGCGCCAUCCCUGAAGACCUCUGCGCCGGCGACUCAUCAAGCUUGCUGGAGAACCUGUUCCUUGCUGGCAACAAUCUUGAAGGCGGCAUCGAGGCGCUGCUCAACUGCGAUGCUCUCCAGUCCAUCGACGUGUCAAACAACAGCUUCACCGGAGUGAUACCGCCGGGCAUUGACCGGCUGCCUGGCCUCGUCAACCUCGCUCUGCACAACAACAGCUUCACCGGCGGCCUGCCGCGACAGAUAGGGAACCUGAGCAACCUGGAGAUUCUGUCUCUAUUCCACAAUGGCCUCACCGGUGGAAUACCGUCGGAGAUCGGCAGGCUUCAGAAGCUGAAGCUCUUGUUUCUCUACGAGAACCAGAUGUCCGGAACCAUCCCUGACGAGCUCACCAACUGCACGAGCUUGGAAGAGGUGGACUUCUUCGGCAAUCACUUCCAUGGCCCUAUUCCAGAAAGGAUUGGGAACCUCAGGAACCUGGCCGUGCUUCAGCUCCGGCAGAACGACCUGUCGGGCCCCAUUCCGGCGAGCCUCGGUGAGUGCAGGAGCCUCCAGGCGCUGGCAUUGGCAGACAACCGGCUUACCGGCGUGUUGCCCGAGACGUUCGGGCAGCUCACCGAGCUCAGCGUGGUAACGCUGUACAACAACUCCCUCGAGGGCCCCCUGCCGGAGUCGCUGUUCCAGCUCAAGAACCUCACCGUGAUCAACUUCUCCCACAACCGGUUCGCCGGCAGCCUCGUCCCUCUCCUCGGCUCGACCUCCCUCGCCGUGCUGGCGCUCACCAGCAACAGCUUCUCCGGCGUCAUUCCAGCGGUGGUCGCCCGAUCGAGGAACAUGGUCCGGCUCCAGCUUGGCGGCAACCGGCUCACCGGUGCGAUACCGGCCGAACUAGGCAAUCUGACAAGGCUCAGCAUGCUUGACCUUUCGCUCAACAACCUCUCCGGCGACAUCCCGGCGGAGCUCUCCAGCUGCGUUGAGCUCACCCAUUUGAAGCUCGACGGGAACAGCCUGACGGGCACCGUUCCUGCAUGGCUCGGCAGCCUCAGGUCACUAGGCGAGCUCGACCUGUCGUGGAAUGUGUUCACCGGAGGCAUCCCGCCGGAGCUGGGCAACUGCUCGGGUCUACUGAAGCUGUCCCUCAGCGACAACCACCUCACCGGAAGCAUCCCGCCGGAGAUCGGCAGGCUGACGUCUCUAAACGUCCUGAACCUGAACAAGAACAGCCUCACCGGCGCCAUACCGCCGUCGCUGCAGCAAUGCAACAAGCUGUACGAGCUGAGACUGUCGGAGAACUCGCUGGAGGGUCCGAUCCCGCCGGAGCUCGGGCAGCUCUCGGAGCUGCAGGUGAUACUGGACCUGAGCCGGAACAGGCUCUCCGGCGAGAUCCCGGCGUCCCUCGGCAGCCUCGUGAAGCUGGAGCGGCUGAACCUGUCGUCCAACCGGCUGGACGGGCAGAUACCGUCCUCGCUGCUGCAGCUGACGAGCCUGCACCGCCUGAACCUCUCCGACAACCUCCUCUCCGGCGCGGUGCCCGCGGGGCUGUCGAGCUUCCCGGCGGCGUCGUUCGUCGGCAACGAGCUCUGCGGCGCGCCGCUGCCACCGUGCGGGCCGCGGUCGCCUGCUAGGCGGCUGUCGGGCACGGAGGUGGUCGUGAUCGUUGCGGGCAUCGCGCUGGUCUCGGCGGUGGUGUGCGUGGCGCUGCUGUACACCAUGCUGAGGGUGUGGAGCAACUGGCGGGCCGUGUCGGUCUCCAACUCCGACGGCGAGGAGUCGGUGCACGGCGGCGGUGGCCAUGGCGGUGGUGGUGGGAAGUGGGGCGACGGCAAGUACUGGAAAGUAGGAUCGCCGGUGUCUUGGUCGGCGGAGCAGAAGCACAGCUCAGGGUCUGAGACCGCCAGCGUGCUCCAUGGCAAGUCCACGGAGGCUGCCGCCGGAGCCGGGAAGAGCUAGCUAGGUAGCUGAUGCUUUCGCCGGUGGCGGCAGUGAACGUCACUUUUGCUGCCUUGCAUGUUCAAAAGUCAAAAUGUAUGUGUAUCGAUGAUCGUAUCUCAUCUUGGUUCCGUGUGGGUUUUUCUUCGAUUAUUACUUGCUGCUUCCGCCACACCCGUUCUUGUGUUCUUGAUUGGAGAAUGGAGAUGGGAAGCUGGAGCCUGGAGCUGGAGGGAAGCAAAACCGGGAAGAGUGGCACCGUGGGCUGCUACAUUCCAUUUCGUAGUUAUGGGCCGUCUUGAAGAUCCAACCGAUCCCGUUGGUUUCGCUGAAAUUUGACUUAUGCUGAUGUUUAAAAA
Sorghum bicolor (sorghum) is the source of this 4277-nucleotide messenger RNA. Its product is annotated as LRR receptor-like serine/threonine-protein kinase GSO1. The transcript is spliced from 3 exons. NCBI's taxonomy places the organism in Eukaryota, Viridiplantae, Streptophyta, Magnoliopsida, Poales, Poaceae. The coding region runs from base 1003 to 3939 and encodes 978 amino acids. The record is from RefSeq and is a predicted model, not a curated record. Gene Ontology annotation, molecular function: protein binding.